AUGUCUUCAGGUGGCACAAACCCUGCUAUCAGAACUCUCUUCUACCGCCUGGUGCGUCUUCUUAGUCUUGGAAUACAUCCAAUCUUUGUCUUCGAUGGCCCUCACAAACCGGCCUUCAAGCGCAACAAGCGCUCUGGCAGAGGAGAUGGCGUUGCCACGGCCAUGGCAAAGAGAGUGACCCGUCUGUUCGGGUUUCCCGUGCACGACGCACCAGGCGAAGCAGAGGCCGAAUGCGCCCUUUUGCAGCAGAAAGGAAUCGUCGACGCCGUCCUCAGCGAGGAUGUCGACACCAUCAUGUUCGGCUGCACUCGAACCCUCCGAAACUGGACUGCAGAGGGAACCCGUGGUUCCAAAACACCAACUCACGUUAGUUUGUACGAUGUCAACGCAUUGCUGUCUACCGGAACCGGCCUGGAUCGGGAGGGCAUGGUUCUGGUCGCACUGAUGAGUGGGGGCGACUACCUCCCCGAGGGUGUGCCUGGCUGCGGCGUCAAGCUGGCGUGCGAGGCCGCGAAGGCUGGGUUUGGAAAAUCACUAUGCCGCCUCAAAAUUGACGACGACAUUCAGUUCGAGGAGUGGAGGGCGAAGUUGCGACAUGAACUCCGUACCAACGAGAGUGGCUUCUUCAGAGUACGUCACAAGGCACUCUCCAUCCCAGACGAGUUUCCGAGCCGGCAGGUUUUAAGGCACUACACCCAUCCUGUCGUUUCAAACUCAAAUACAGUCAACAAGUUAAAGACGGACGUGAAUUGGGGCAACGCGAUAGACGUGCAAGGCCUACGGUAUUUCGUCCAGGAGACAUUUGACUGGGUGAACAAAGCCGGUGCUGUCAAGCUCACGCGGGUCUUGUCCCCCGGCUUGCUGGACGAGGUUGUGUCCUUUGACCGUCAGGGUCUGGCGCUCAACAGCGACGACGACCUUGAGGCGACUAUCGACGGCGAUGCUGAGACAGCGGGCGGCAAGACCAGGACAAAUAGCACUUUUGAUCCGAAUGUACCUGAGUUGAUUUGGCUGCCAGAAACGCUUGUCAAGAUAAGUGUGCCUCUGACGGUAGAGGACUGGGAGGAGAAGCAGCGUUCUAAGGCUCUUCCUCGGCCAUCGAGCAAGACGGUCAAGACGGCCAAGACGGCCAAAACCACAAAGACAAUUAGGACCACGAAGACCGCCAAGAAGUCCGCCAGCACUGCACCACACGAAGCGGGCGCUCUUGACAAAUGGGUGCAAAUUACCAAGACCACAGGGACAAACCCCAGCACAACGUCACAGGAUAAGUACUUCGACGAUGGUGAUAUUCAAUUACCACCGCUCGCCCGGUCGACGCUCCGCGGCUCAAGCCCGCCACUACAUUCGUCUGCCUCCGUCUCCGCCUCGUCGCAACUACCGACCCCGUUGCAGAGUUCAGUCAAUCUAAGUAAGCAAUCCAGGUCCAACGGGAAAGCGACGGCCGGCGUAGAACCGACCGGGCACCUGGGCGCCUGGGCACACGUUGGCUCACAGCAUAUGCCUAGGAUCACCAAAUCUCAACACCCCGCAAAGCCGAUUAUUUUGUCAUCUAGCCCCAUACGCGCGUCGUCUGCGCCUACUCGUCCGUCGCUGAGUCCGCCGUCGCCUCAGCACAUCAUAGACUUGUCAGGUCCCGAUGACGCGACCCUCAUUAAAGCGUCCAAGUCGUUCGACACUUUCUCAUCACCCAGUCAACCGUCUACCAUGACACAGCUGGCCAGAGGGCCAUCACCGGCGCUCUCCGGCAUACCGUCCGACAACAAACAAUCUAUGAAGCAAACGCGCAUGGAUUCGUUCGUCACAAAUUUGCCCGACAAGCCAUUGAAUGUGGAAAGUCUGACACAUCCAAACACGCGGGAAAGCAAUGGCGCACUGGCAUACAUCAGCGCCAGCCAGACCGUGAAGCCGAGUUCCCUCGGCUACAACGACACCAGCUUGAAUAUGCUUCGGAUCACCAAACCUCUGGCAAGAUGGAUAGAUUACGACGACGAUGACGCGCCGCCCCCAAUGGAAGGCACUUCUGGGCGGGCGAGGAGAAUGGCGGUGCCUCGGAAGAGCGUUGGGGGUUUUUUCAAAGUCAUCGAUAUGAGUGACGAGCAUGAAAAGAACGGGGCGAAGCCUACGCCAUCCAAACGAUCGACAACCUCGGCCUGUAGGCAAAGCGAGGUUUCCAUCAUAGAUCUUACAGGAGACGACGAAUAA
Molecule: messenger RNA, 2205 nt
Organism: Colletotrichum higginsianum IMI 349063
Lineage: Eukaryota; Fungi; Ascomycota; Sordariomycetes; Glomerellales; Glomerellaceae
Product: Flap structure-specific endonuclease
Exons: 2
Coding region: 1-2205 (734 amino acids)
Molecular function (GO): crossover junction DNA endonuclease activity; 5'-flap endonuclease activity
Source: RefSeq, a predicted model, not a curated record